UAGAAAGCUCCUUCAAGAGCUCUAUUGCAGCCCAAGAUGCGAGUCUACUACUUUGGGGUCCGCGUCAACUGGGACAAGUUGUUGGCCAUCGAUCAACAAAAAGAAAGCUUCAAAGCCCAAAUCUUCGUGGAAGCUACGUUGCUACAUCCCCAAAAAGUGCGCGAGCGUGAUGAGGAAGAUGUCCUGAAAUUCUUCACAAGGGCCACCGUGGAGAAUAGCUUAGCGAAGCCGAAGGAUGACGAAUUUCCGACACAGGAUGACAAAAAGAACUGGAGAUUUGUGUGGCUCAUCCAUGGUGAGUUUGGGGAAGAGUUGGAGCUGCAAAACUUCCCAUUCGACACCCAGGACCUCUCUGUCAUGCUCCGCUUUGGAUGGCCUUGCAAAGACCGCAAGGAGGUACAGGUGCGCUUCGUCGACUCUCGCAAAUCCAAGGUGUUCGUGAACAUCUUCUGCUUGAAGAACGCAUGGACCGAGCCAAAGGCCGUUGAUGUCAGAUUUGGCUUCACCAAGAUCGAUGAAAAUUGGAAGCCCACGCCGGAGGAGCCAGAAAUACCAGAUCAGUUUCCCCUCAUUUGGAUUCGCUGUCAGGUGGGCCGAAAACCCAAGUUUUAUUUGCUGAAUGUGGUUUUACCCGUCGCCUCCAUUGUCUUCGCGAGCAUCUCUUCGCUUGCUGUUUUUGAGGAUAUGGGUGGACGGCUUGGUGCAACCUUAACGUUACUGCUGACGGCAGUGGCCUAUAAGUACCUUGUGGCCGAGAUGGUGCCAAGGAUAAGCUACAACACGCUGUUAGACUGGUACGUCCUCAUUUGUUGGGCUUUCCUGCUUCUCAUGGUGCUGGGAAAUUGCUUCGUGCAUCACGAUGCCAAAACCGCAGUGGGCUUUACAUUUGGUGCGCUCUUUGCAUUCUUUAACGCCGUGUUUGCCGUCGUUUGCCUCAGAACGCACCGUGUGGAGCGUCAGCGCUUGGAGAUUUCAGAUGACCGCGGCGACCACGGAGAACCCUUCCUUGGUGCGACCAGCUCGGAUGAGGAGAAUGAGGCCUUGGUGCUGUACUACAACGAUGACUUCAACACGCAAGACCCUCAAGGCCUCACUCGCACUUUGGAGGAAGUGAAGGCCCUGCCGAAAGAAACAUGUAACGGAGGGAGCAUGAGUCCAAGUAGUGUGUCGACAUCUGGCAGUUAUACCAGUGAGUGGCAGAGGCACAGAAUGUGAUCGCAGCACUUCCAUCCACUAAAUGUGCAGUGUUGGCUGCAUUAAAAUUUUGAAUCCUUAGUUACCUUAGUUCUUGAAUCUUUUUGUUGAAUCUUUCCAGACCCCAAACGGGGCAGCUGGAACAUCGCGGCUUCCGUCUGGCGCCGAAUUUUCCAGAACGAGCCAUAGAACUUGCGCGAUCAGUUCGGAGCAAGUGGCGUCACACUUCGCAGUGCUGGAAGUUCACCUGGCAUUCGGUGCCCGGAGGCAAAAGGA
Molecule: messenger RNA, 1470 nt
Organism: Cladocopium goreaui
Lineage: Eukaryota; Dinophyceae; Suessiales; Symbiodiniaceae
Source: the annotation of a GenBank genome assembly